Molecule: messenger RNA, 1893 nt
Organism: Tripterygium wilfordii
Lineage: Eukaryota; Viridiplantae; Streptophyta; Magnoliopsida; Celastrales; Celastraceae
Product: DEAD-box ATP-dependent RNA helicase 38-like
Exons: 8
Coding region: 108-1619 (503 amino acids)
Biological process (GO): poly(A)+ mRNA export from nucleus
Cellular component (GO): cytoplasmic stress granule; nucleus
Molecular function (GO): ATP binding; RNA helicase activity; RNA binding
Source: RefSeq, a predicted model, not a curated record
CAGAGUCGGUUAAUCCUCAUAUAUAUUUUGUGAUUGCUUAGCACGCUAAUAGGUUGCAUCACUCUUGAAUACCACCUUCCAUCUUACAAAUUUUUGCAUAUUCUACGAUGGCCGACGCAACAGAUUCUGCUACAGAGGCGACGUCUGAGACCACCAACGCUGUAGAGGCCCCAGAGGCGACGUUUAAGACCAAGCAGUCGCAGGAGGCCGAGCCGAAGCGUUCAUGGGGUGACGAAGUAGACAAUGCCCCUGAUGAGGAGCCAAGCGCCUCAACGGCGUCCGAAGAAAAAGUCGUCUCAGAGCUCAACGUCGAGGGAUUAACGAUUGAAGAAGAGGAGAAGAUCAAUACAUUUCUCGAUGAGCCAGAAGACUCUAACGUCACAGCAGUUACAUCUGAUAAAACACCAUAUACAUCAGCAAAGACAUUUGAAGAUUUGAAUUUGUCCCCAGAGCUGCUGAAGGGUAUUUAUGUAGAGAUGAAGUUUCAGAAGCCUAGUAAGAUACAAGCUAUCAGCUUGCCAAUGAUAUUGACUCCUCCAUACAAAAAUUUGAUCGCUCAGGCACAUAAUGGCUCCGGUAAAACUACCUGUUUUGCACUAGGAAUGUUGAGUCGUGUUGAUCCAAAACUGAAGGCUCCUCAGGCACUCUGCAUUUGUCCUACCAGAGAAUUGGCUAUUCAGAAUUUGCAAGUUGUCUCGAAAAUGGCGAAGUACACUGGGAUAAGCUCAGAAUGUGCUGUGCCUGAAGAGUUUCCACCUUCAAAAAUUGCUGUGAUGACUCAAAUCGUUAUUGGUACACCUGGUACAAUCAGGAAAUGGAUGACAAUUGGGAAACUGAGCUUAAGGUUUAUGAACAUUCUGGUUUUUGAUGAGGCUGAUCACAUGCUGGAUGAGGAUGGUUUUAGAGAUUAUUCCUUGAGAAUAAUGAGGGACAUCAGAAAAAGCAGUGCUCACUGCCAGGUUCUUCUGUUUUCUGCCACAUUCAAUGACACUGUCAGGAACUUUGUAACAAGGAUAGUUGAAGAUUACAAUAAACUCUUGGUGAAGAAAGAAGAACUAUCAUUAGAUUCGGUAAAGCAGUAUAAGGUAUACUGCCCUGAUGAAUUAGCGAAGGUUAUGGUGGUUAGAGAUCGGAUAUUUGAACUAGGAGAAAAAAUGGGGCAGACAAUCAUAUUCGUGAGUACAAAACGUGGUGCCAGUGACUUGCAUAAGGCACUUGUUGAGCUUGGCUAUGAUGUUAGUACGAUCCAAGGUGGUCUUGACCUGGGUGUGCGUGACAAAAUAGUCAAAGAGUUUAAGGAUGGCUUAACUCAAGUUCUUAUAUCAACUGAUGUUCUUGCCCGUGGUUUUGACCAGCAGCAGGUUAAUUUGGUUAUCAAUUAUGAUCUUCCCAAGAAGUUUGGUAUGUGCUCAGAGCCUGAUUAUGAGGUGUAUUUGCAUAGGGUUGGUAGAGCAGGGCGAUUUGGUCGCAAAGGAGCUGUCUUCAAUUUGCUUAUGGCGGAUGAGACAGCUUUAAUGGAAAAAAUUGAGAAGCAUUUUGGGAGCCACGUUAUGGAGGUUCCAUCCUGGAAUAAUGUCGAGGACUUCAAGGUUGCUCUUAAGACUGCUGGUUUACUGUAAGAUCCACAUGAUGAGGACUUAAUGGGGUGCUCUCAAGGCUACCGGAAUAGUGUGAUUAGGAAGGCUCUGCUGAUUUACUGCGGUGCUGUAAUCUAUGUGAUACUGUUAAGAGAGCUUGAAGGAAGAAGUUACCUUAUUGUACCAGUCUAGCGAACAUGAUUUUUGAGUGUUUGCACUUGUGAAUGAGGUUUUGUCUUCCUUACUAAUGGCGGGCGUUGUUUGGAAUUUGAUGCCUUAUAUUUCUCUCGAGCAUCCGAAUAGGCUUUCUUUUGUA